AUGCCCGACUGGUCCGACGCUGCGAGCCACGCCCACGGCAUUAUUAAUGCCGGCGUGAAGAUCGAGGGCGCCUACGCUACCCACCAGUGGAACAAGGCCAAGGUUGCAGCAGCGAGGGAGGGGGCCAAGUACCCGGACGGUAAGCCUCGCGUCAACCAAUCGGCCCAAUAUGAUGCUGCGAACCCGACCCUAAAGAAUCUUGACAACAACAAGGAUCUCUAUGAGCGUGCGAACGGGAAAUGA
This is a messenger RNA of Penicillium canariense, 243 nucleotides long. RefSeq lists its product as uncharacterized. NCBI's taxonomy places the organism in Eukaryota, Fungi, Ascomycota, Eurotiomycetes, Eurotiales, Aspergillaceae. The record is from RefSeq and is a predicted model, not a curated record. The coding region runs from base 1 to 243 and encodes 80 amino acids. The transcript is spliced from 4 exons.